UUGACAUCAGUGUUGGAUGGGCGGUUUUAUUAGUUUUAUCUGGAUGGGGAGUUGCUGCAGACACCUGCUAUUCCAAGUGCCCGCCUGGACUGGGUUAGGGCAAGACUCUGAGCUGAAAGAGCCGGAGAGGAGAUGAAAAGGCUUGUAGUUUUAAAUUCAAUGUGACAGCUCUGGAAAGAGAGGAUGAUGAAUCUCCUAUUAUUGGAUCAGUCUAUUUGCCGCUCAAUGUCUCCCUGUAAUUGGAGCAACAUCACUUUAAAGGUUCAGAGAGUAGAGCAGUUCUGGUGAAAAAUCCCCACAACACGCCGCCUGAGCUAAUUAUUGGGAGCUUGAUGUUGAUAAAGUUAAAGCGCCCGGGCGCCCUCCAGCAUGAGCCCCUUCCCGCACCGCCGCCUGCUCCCGCCGCCCCGCGCCGCGCCGCGCUAGAGCCGCCCCCAUGAUGGACAGCCGCCUCCUGGAGCAUCCCCAUGCCCAGUUCGGAGGCAUGGUGGGCUUCCCUUACCCGCUCGGCCACCACCAUGUCUACGAGCUGGCCGGGCACCAGCUGCAGUCGGCGGCCGUGCCCUUCUCCAUAGAUGGAUUACUGAACGGCUCCUGCGCCGCCUCCGUGGUGAACCCCGCGCCGCUCCUCCCCGCGGGCUGCGGGGUGAAUGGGGACAGCCAGCCCUUCAAGCUCUCAGACUCUGGUGACCCGGACAAGGAAAGUCCUGGCUGUAAAAGAAGACGAACCCGCACGAAUUUUACUGGUUGGCAACUCGAAGAGCUAGAAAAAGCCUUUAAUGAAAGUCAUUACCCGGACGUGUUUAUGAGAGAGGCGCUGGCUCUGAGGCUGGACCUGGUGGAGUCUAGAGUGCAGGUUUGGUUCCAAAAUCGCCGGGCCAAAUGGAGAAAGAAAGAGAACACCAAGAAGGGCCCGGGCCGGCCGGCCCACAACUCCCACCCCACCACGUGCAGCGGGGAGCCCAUGGACCCCGAGGAGAUCGCCCGCAAGGAGCUGGAGAAGAUGGAGAAGAAGAAGCGCAAACACGAGAAGAAGCUGCUCAAGAGCCAGACCCGCCACCUGCACUCGCCCAGCAGCCUCUCCAUGCCCAGCUCCGACAGCGACAGCGGCGGGGGCGGCCUCUCCCCGGACCCCCCCGAGGCCAAGCCCCGGGGCGCCCCGCACCCGGCCCCCACCGAGCCCCCCAGCAGCUGCGACCAAACGGGCCAAGCCUUCUACCCGAGCCAAAGAAGCGGCGCCGGCCGGCUGCAGCGGCUGCCGGACAAGGACUCGGCCGGCUCCCCCGCCUCCUCCUCCGACUGUGGCGCCGGGCCCCGGGGCGCCGCCAGCUUCCACAAGCUCAACCCGUUCAGCGUGGAGAGCCUGCUGUCCGACUCGCCGCCGCGCCGGAAAGCGGGGCUGGACUUCCCGGGCCUGCAGCCCUGCGCCCCCCGCACGCUCAUCGGCAAGGGCCACUUCCUGCUCUACCCCAUCACCCAGCCGCUGGGCUUCAUUGUGCCGCAGGCUGCGCUCAAAGCCGGCCCGGGCGCGGAGCCCGGCCAGCCGCAGAGAGACUCCCCUCCUCCGCCCGCGGCUCCGGAGCCCGGCUGCGUCCACGCCGGCAAACGCGCCACGAACUCGGGCCCGGGCCACUCCGCGAACUGCAGCCCGGCGGAAAGCAGCGGCAGCCGCCACCCCGGGUCGGGCGCGGGCGCGGAGCAGCCCGCGGCCACCCCUUCCGCCUGCCAAGCGGACAGUGGCGGCAGCAGCUUUACCCAGCCAAAGUCUCCCGUCCUCACAAAAGACGCUCGCAAAUCCAGAGACCAAUCGGACUGUCACUCGGAGCCCAGCUGCCCCGCAGAAGCCAGCGGUCCAGACUGUGAAGAAGUCGACAUGGACUAAAACAGACCGACCCAGAACUAUCCUCUUCAGCCCCAGACUUCGGACAUUCCCAAAGCUGAACCCCCACCCCCACGCCUGCCUCACACACACACACGAGAGAGGGAGAGCUUACAGGUCGGGAGCCCUUCCUCUUAGGGUUCGAACCCACAGAGCCGAUCCGGUGAUCAGUGACAGCUUGGGGGUUCCUUCCCCCCCCUUUUUUAUUUAUUUAAAAAAAGAAAAAGGGAAAACUGUUUAAAAUACAUUAGCAGCAGCUGGACGUUGUUGUGUGAACUAACUGUAAAGAGACACAAAAAAAAAAAAACCCACAACGAAAAUCCUCAACCUUGUAAAAUGCAAAAAUGUCUAAGAAUAUUUAUAUAUGUAAAAUUUUUGAUAAAUAAAGCUUUUAAAACUC
This is a messenger RNA of Dermochelys coriacea (leatherback sea turtle), 2279 nucleotides long. It is a transcript of the gene UNCX, whose product is annotated as UNC homeobox. The record is from RefSeq and is a predicted model, not a curated record. The transcript is spliced from 6 exons. The coding region runs from base 437 to 1882 and encodes 481 amino acids. Gene Ontology annotation, biological process: regulation of DNA-templated transcription. Gene Ontology annotation, molecular function: sequence-specific double-stranded DNA binding; DNA-binding transcription factor activity, RNA polymerase II-specific. NCBI's taxonomy places the organism in Eukaryota, Metazoa, Chordata, Testudines, Dermochelyidae.